Molecule: messenger RNA, 2150 nt
Organism: Rhododendron vialii
Lineage: Eukaryota; Viridiplantae; Streptophyta; Magnoliopsida; Ericales; Ericaceae
Product: AAA-ATPase At3g28600-like
Exons: 2
Coding region: 143-544 (133 amino acids)
Source: RefSeq, a predicted model, not a curated record
GGUUUAAACGUCUACCCCUAUAUUUUGUCGUGGACGCAACCAAUUGUGUGUAAACCAUGUUGGACCACGAUUUAUGGUCCUCUUCUGGGCCUACUGAUUUUCAUCUGGACUCUAUAUAACAAUACCCCUGACCAAAAACCAGAUGGAGAGUGAGAUUGACAGAAACAAACUACUGUAUAUAUGUUCAAUUAUCGGAGAAGGAAAAACUAGGAUCAAGAAUUGCUGGCCUAAUGUUUGUUUGGGCCACAAUUCAACAGUUCUUCCCAUACCAGCUCUGAGUCUAUAUCGAAAACUGAGUGAUAAACUUGUCGGAAUCGUUUACCCGUAUGUUCAAAUAACAAUCCAUGAGCACACCCGCGGCAGGCACAACGAGGUCUACGCCGCCAUCGAGAGCUACCUCGGCGCCAAGUCCACCGUGCAAGCUCGGCGUCUCAAGGCUGAUAUGGUUAAGAACAGCAAGUCUUUUGUUCUGAGUUUGGACAAGAGCGAGUGGAGGUCACAGAUGAGUUCAAAGGUGUCAUGGAAGAAGGUGUUAAAAAUGUGACCCGCUUCGACUUGGAGCACUUUUCGACUAGCGGCAAUGAUAUAUUCUCGACACACGACGACGGAGACGCGUCGCGGCAGAGGAAGAGGGGCUGGCGGUGAAGUUCAAAAAUCCGGUGAAGGCGCUGGAGUUGGAAUAAAGAACGUAUGGGACGUUGUUGCAGAUUUGCCGUGUAAACACAUUAACUUAUCCUCUUCCCAAAGAGACCAAAACCCUUUCUCAUCUUGGGAAGGAAAAAUCAUGGGAAGAAAGGCUAUGGCGUCGGAAGCGGCUUUUAAGAGGCAAGAAGACAGAAGGACGGAGAGCUCCGGCUCUACAAAUGCCCAGAAAGGCUCUGUUAUUUACUCAAUUUGCUGCAUCAGCCUCAUCCCAAUCCCAAUGAUCAAAGCUGACCCUUUAUUCAUGGACUGCCCAACCAAUUACUGUACAUAUCUGGAACCACAAUCUUUACUUACUCCCCAAACAGCACCUACCACGCAAACCUCAAACACCCUCUUAUCUGUUCUCCCCUCCAACUCCAACGCUUCUAUUGGAUUUUUCAACUUCACCGCCGGCAGCAGCCUCUGAAGUCGCCUACGGCCCCUUCCUCUCCUGCGGCGAUGUUCUCUAUCGCCGUGUGCUGAGAAUGUAUUGUUUCUGCUAGUAGAGAUGCAAAAAGUGCCCCACGUCGAAGCGGAUCACGAUCUGGCACAAUAAGUGCAUGUUGAGUUGCUCUAACGAGUCCACCUUAUCCGGCCCUGAUAGACCGUAUUGGGGGUUGUGAAAAAUACGAUGAACGUUACUGGAGCCGUUUUAAUUUUUUCCUUUCAUAUAUUUAUUUAAGAUUAGCUAUUGAUGGAUUAUAUUUAUCACAUACAUUUUAUAUGGUUUGUAAAAGAGGUAUAUACGUAACAGUUAGAGAGAUCAUGGGAAAAAUCACAAUCACAGGUGUUGGUUGAACCCACUGACUUAGUCUCCUUGAUACCAGGAGCAUUAACGGGAUAAUUACUGCUUUUACUUAUUGUUCGACACAAAUAUAACCAAUUAGACUUGAUUUUCUCCUAAUUUUCCUCCAAAAUAUCAGUAGUAUAUUUUUAUCCCUAACUUACUAAUGUUGAAUAGAAGGGAAGGCCAUCGAGCUCAAAAACCGUCAAUGGAAGCUUUACACGAACAAGCCGAGCCAUAUCUGGGACUGGGAUGGGAAGCAUUUAUGGAAUCACUUAGUUUUCGAGCACCCUGCGUCGUUUCGGACACUGGCAAUGGAUCCUAAGAAGAAGCAGGAGAUUAUUGAUGAUUUUAAUUGCUUUCUGCAAAAGCAGAGAGUAUUAUGCAAAGGUUGUGAACUAGGGAUACAUUUUCCUUUACGUUUUGCCAAGCACACCUACUGGGAAGUUUCUAACAUCAAGUGCACAUUCACAUCAUUUAUGCUCGGUUUACUGUUACGCCAUCUCCGCCAACAUAGCUACGAGCAUUUAGACAUUGUACAUAUGCUGCUGGAUGAGCAAAGUUUUCGAACGGAUCCACCGAUCCAUUGUGCCCAAAUUCCAUACAUGAUGAAUGUAUACUUACAUCGUAAGCUGAAUUUAAGCUAUUGCAAGGUUUUGAUUUCCCUGUAUUUUCAUCUUAA